AUUGGCUUCCUAGCUCGUCAUGCGCCAUACCAGCCAUGGAUCGCAUGCAUUGAUUGGGUGUUUCAUUUUUCUUGGUGUUGUGCUUGGCUGCUGGAAGGUGGAACCGGCAGGACAUAGUUUUGUACACACCAGGCCGUGCACGAAGAUCCAAAGAUGUCCACGGCUUUUCGCAUUUUUCCAAGGUGAUGGUUUCCGACCUGACGAAACCAUCCCCUUUACUCAGAGCAGUGCCAAUGAUGAAGCGCAGGAGAAGGGGACCAGGCGCAAAGGUGGAGUCGACGAGAUCGAUGAGGAUUCGGAAAUUUUCAACACUGGUGUGUUCAAUCCCUAUGAAAUUUUGGACCUUUCACCCAUGGAUGAGAUUGGUGAGGAUGAGUUGCGUGCCGCGUUCCGCAAGCAGGCAAAAAAGUACCACCCAGAUGUGCCGAAAACAGGAGACGCAGAGAAAUUCCAACUGAUCAAAAGAGCAGUGGAAGAGUUGGCAUCGCUGGGAAUGCUGGGAGAAUGGAAAGGCAAGAUGCCCUCAGCAAAUCGCCGCAAAGAGCGAGGCCAAACAGUUUCUGAGGAUUAUUGGGAGUUGCGUGGGCGAGACUUCUUCGCCGAGCUCGAGACAGAGCUUACUGAUGAGCUCAAAAUGCGAUUCAACGAGUCCGACAAAGAUCUGACAAAUGCACAAAUAAGAGCCCGGAUGCGUGUGGAGGAUGACUAUUGGGAGGAGUUGCGCAUUCGUCAAGGAGACAAACUUGUGCUUGAACGAGUUGAAGACUGGAUGCAGCGGAAACGGGAGCAGAGGCGACUUUUGCUUCGGCAGCGGCUUCGUGGAAUAGUCCCGGAGGUCGAAGAGCGCUCAGCCCAGGCAAGCCACAAGACGCUGAGUAUGGUGGAGAAUCGCAUUGCGCAAUGGCUCGGACUUCCUGAGAAGAUGCUUUCUCUAGACAUGACACUUGACGAGCUGGGCUUCUUCGACGACUCUAGUUGGGACGACGUGGCAGUCUGUUUGAUGCUAUUGGAGGAGGAGUUUGAGGCGGACAUCGUCAAUGUCGUUGAGAAGAAGGGCCAAUCAGGCAAGGUUCAGCUUCCAGACUGGGUCGGAACAAUUGAAGAUUUCGCAGAUUUUGUAGAGAGCAAAUUAUGAGAGCUCCGUUUCACCAAAAAGCUCAGUCAGGGC
Effrenium voratum is the source of this 1168-nucleotide messenger RNA. The record is from the annotation of a GenBank genome assembly. NCBI's taxonomy places the organism in Eukaryota, Dinophyceae, Suessiales, Symbiodiniaceae.